UUGGAGACCAAGACAUUUGUGUGUUAAUUAGGUUAUCCAACAUGUCCGCCAUACCACUGAACCAAUCAGCUUCAUUUCGAGCACUGCAUCUUGGACAAACCCUAACCAUGUAUACAAAGUUUCAGAACUCUGCGAUAAGUGGUUUCUGACUAGAUGUUUGUAAAUUGUCCCAAGUUUGUCGUAAAAUCCAAUAUGGCUGCAAACCAUGUGACCAGUCGCAUACAUUCAGCUGUGGUCAUUAGCUCCCAUUGGUGUCUACAGCUCUGUGACAUUUAAAGAGUUUUCAUUCAACAAUUUUCAUUUUAUGCAACUUAAGGUUUUGUUGGCGGAAAGAAAAAUAAUCUUGACAACAAUAGGCUUCCCAGCCAUGGGCUUGGAAGCCUAAUAAUGAAUAAGUCCAACUUCAGGUUUUAACCACAUCUGAAUACUGAGUUCAGCACCUCAAAGCAAACACUAAUGUGGAUUCCAGACUCUUUCUUCUCAAGUUUGCUCAGUGGGAGGAUAUCAACUCUAAGGGAUGAAACUGGGGCAAUAUUUAUUGACAGAGACCCAACAGCGUUUGCACCUAUUUUGAAUUUCCUUCGUACCAAAGAAUUAGAUCUCCGGGGAGUGAACAUUAAUGUUCUCCGACAUGAAGCUGAAUUUUAUGGAAUAACACCAUUGGUACGAAGGCUGCAGUUAUGUGAAGAACUGGAUCGAUCAUCAUGUGGCAGUGUUCUCUUCCAUGGAUACCUCCCUCCACCAGCUGUUCCCAGUCGUAAGGUCAGUGCUGCUUCAGCACCAGCACAGGUGGCAGCAUCAGCAGCAGUCCUUCCACCAGAAGAACGAGCUGGACAGAGCAUGUCUGAAGGCGGGGCUCAGUCAGGGAGCUGUCUACAGGCCUCUUUAGCUGGGGUUGGGGCUGCAGAAGGACCAACAAGGCUUGGUUCCCCUGUGGAUCCACGGAAAGUGCUAAUAGUUGCAGGUCAUCACAACUGGAUUGUAGUUACAUAUGCACAUUUUGUGGUUUGUUACAGUAGGAUAAAGGAGUCCUCAGGCUGGCAGCAGGUGUUCUCCAGCCCCUAUUUGGACUGGGCAAUUGAGCGUGUGGCUCUCAAUGCAAAGGUGGUGGGCGGUCCCCAUGGGGACAAGGAUAAAAUGGUGGCUGUGGCAUCCGAAAGCACCAUCAUCCUAUGGAGCAUCCAGGACGGGGGCAGCGGCAGUGAAAUAGGUGAGUUUAGCCUAGGGGUUCCAGUGGAUGCCUUGUUCUUUAUUGGGAAUCAGCUGGUCGCUACGAGUCACACAGGGAAGGUGGGGGUGUGGAAUGCUGUUACGCAGCAUUGGCAGGUUCAGGAUGUUGUCCCAAUUACAAGCUAUGACACUGCAGGAUCAUUCCUCUUGUUGGGUUGUAACAAUGGAUCCAUAUACUACAUUGAUAUGCAGAAAUUUCCCUUAAGAAUGAAGGAUAAUGAUCUUCUGGUGACUGAACUUUACCAUGAUCCAUCAAAUGAUGCCAUCACUGCCCUGAGUGUCUAUCUCACACCCAAGACAACACCAGCAGUUUCUAAAGCAAUUGGUACUCUAUCACUUAGAGAUGCUGUGUUUUCAGGUGUGAGUGGGAACUGGAUUGAGAUUGCCUAUGGUACGAGCUCUGGGGCAGUGAGAGUGAUUGUACAACAUCCAGAAACAGUGGGGUCUGGUCCUCAACUCUUCCAGACCUUCACUGUCCACCGUAGCCCUGUCAACAAGAUCAUGCUUUCUGAGAAACACCUGGUAUCAGUCUGUGCAGACAACAACCAUGUGCGAACAUGGACUGUGACUCGAUUCAGAGGAAUGAUUUCCACCCAGCCUGGCUCCACUCCUUUGGCCUCAUUCAAAAUCCUGUCCCUUGAAGAAACUGAGAGCCAUAGCAGCUACUCAUCUGGAAAUGAUAUUGGUCCUUUUGGAGAGAGAGAUGAUCAACAGGUUUUUAUACAGAAAGUUGUCCCGAUAACUAAUACACUCUUUGUGCGACUUUCUUCAACCGGAAAAAGAAUCUGUGAGAUCCAAGCUGUGGAUGGCACCACAAUUUCCUCCUUCACAGUGCGGGAAUGUGAGGGAUCGAGCAGAAUGGGGUCCAGGCCACGCCGAUACCUCUUCACAGGCCAUGGAAACGGAAGCAUUCAGAUGUGGGAUCUAACAACUGCCAUGGACAUGGUGAACAAGGCGGAAGAUACGAAAGAAGUUGAUGUAGGAGGCCCCACAGAAGAAGAGCUGUUGAAACUGUUGGAUCAAUGUGACCUGAGUAGCUCUCGCUGUGCUACCCCCAACAUCAGCCCAGCUACCUCCGUGGUACAGCACAGUCGAUUGCGAGAGUCUAACUCCAGUCUGCAGCUGCACCCUCAUGACACAAUACCAGAGUCGGCUACAUACGGAGCAGUGAGACCUUACAGGGAGAGCCCCCUUCUGGCCAGAGCCAGGCGGACUGAGAGCUUUAACAGUUACAAGGACUUUCAGUCUUUUAACCUGGGUAUUAAUCUGCUGGAGAGGGAAGGUGCUGAGCACGGCAGCUUGUCCCUCAUGCCGUCGUUGGAGGUGAGGCGGACUACAGCAGAGACCAGUGCUUUGGCCAAGAAAAGUUCAGCGGUAGAGGUUUGGACGAACAGGGGCUCAGACGGAGUCCCAGAGUCCACCAAGCCACCUCCGGAAAGCCCUGGGGAAUCCAAGAAUAAGGGUCAGGAUGAAGAGAUAGACCUAAAGCAAGAGAUAAAGAAGAGGAGCACGUUUGAUGGAGGGUUCCUGGGGAGGAAGAAGGCAUCUCCAGUGCCUCCGCUCGUCUCCCCACCCUCGGGAGCAGAAGGAGGGAGCGAGUCAUCUGGCACUGCCUCUCCAUCUCCAACAAAAAUGGCCACAUCCCCAAGACAUAAGAAGAAUGACUCCUCUUGCCAGGAGCAUAAUUUAUGAUUUGGGUAAAAAAAAUAAUAAAUACAUUCAAUCAACUAAAAUGAAUGGUGUUUUUGACUUAAAACACCAGGGUGCAAUUGAAAAUGACCACAAGUGCACCAUUCAGGAUUACCUUGGAAGUGACCAACAGGGUUCUGUUGUAAACUGUGAUUUUUAUUUUAAUUGUAUUUUUUUUUUAAUCUAGAUCAGUGGAUCUCAAACUUUUUGUACCGCGCCACUCUUCCUCUUCUCUGUAGUACUUGACGCCACAUCCACACACAUGUGUAUAUAUACUGGUAAAAAAACAAAAUCCAACAUGCCACUGGCUUCUCUAUGUCACUGCUGUUGUGUUUUUUCUUUUGCACGAACCAGCCACUGAUCCAUUGUAAUAAUGGCAAACUUAACACUGCAAAUGAUAGUUUACCGAUUGUGUCCAGCUCUUACUAAUGUGCACAACACGCAGUAAGCCAAUAAACAACACCAGAUGGCAGUGGACUUCGUCCAGUAAUAUGCAAGCUUAAAUAAAAGGCAUCAGUGGGAUGCACAGCGCCAUCUAGAAACUCUGACAUGCCGGAAGGUGUCAGCAGGAAGAUUUGAUUUAAGUUAAGAUGUGCACUGCAAUUAAAAAACAUAAAAUAGAUAUUAUAAAAAGAUAAAUAAAUACAUUAUUGAACCCUCUCACGCCCGCCCCCCAGGAUACAUUCUACGAUCCCCCCCC
Acipenser ruthenus (sterlet) is the source of this 3619-nucleotide messenger RNA. RefSeq names its product BTB/POZ domain-containing protein KCTD3-like. The record is from RefSeq and is a predicted model, not a curated record. The coding region runs from base 457 to 2922 and encodes 821 amino acids. NCBI's taxonomy places the organism in Eukaryota, Metazoa, Chordata, Actinopteri, Acipenseriformes, Acipenseridae. Gene Ontology annotation, molecular function: protein binding. Gene Ontology annotation, biological process: protein homooligomerization. The transcript is spliced from 18 exons.